Molecule: messenger RNA, 1425 nt
Organism: Lasiodiplodia theobromae
Lineage: Eukaryota; Fungi; Ascomycota; Dothideomycetes; Botryosphaeriales; Botryosphaeriaceae
Product: tRNA methyltransferase trm5
Exons: 4
Coding region: 1-1425 (474 amino acids)
Biological process (GO): tRNA N1-guanine methylation; mitochondrial tRNA methylation
Cellular component (GO): mitochondrial matrix; cytoplasm
Source: RefSeq, a predicted model, not a curated record
AUGUCUGACGACACCAUGUUCCGCCCCCCCGUCAAUCGGGCCAUGCGCACCCUUGACCGCAGCUUCUUCCAGAAGACCUUCCCCAUUUCCGCCGCCCGUGUCGCGAACAACAAGGACAUUUCGCUCGUGCGCAAGGCCCUGGAGAAGAGCAAGGAUGUGCUGUCCGCGCCGCGUCUGCAGUCGGUUCAGGCCGACCCGCUGCCUGAGCUGGCCUCCAAGGGCCGCAAGUGUGUGCUGCUGAGGCCGGACGUCAGGCACGAUGACCCCUCCACCUGGUCUCCCACGCUGGCUGAGUUCCAGAGUAAGGACAUCGCGAGCGUAGUGCCCUAUGACUUGCACCUAGACUAUGAUUACUGGACAUAUGACGAAAUCAUGUCUGCGAUCGUUCCAGAGGACAACAGGGAAGACGCAUAUCCCAAGCGCUUCUCCCAAGUCGGGCACAUCCUUCACUUGAACUUGCGUGAAUCCCACCAGCCUUACAAGAAUGUCGUCGCCCAGGUUCUCAAGGAUAAAUCUCACAAGGUUGAGACUGUCAUCAGCAAGAUCGACAACGUGGGCGACGAGAGCGAGUUCCGCACCUUCUCGUACGAAGUGCUCAUCGGAUCGCCAGAUCUCAACGUCGAGCUUCACGAAGAGAACUGCACCUUCCGCUUCGACUACGCAAAGGUCUACUGGAACAGCAGGCUGCAGGCUGAGCACCGGCGCAUGGUCCAGGCCUUCAGCGAAGGAGAAGCUGUUUGCGACGUUAUGGCUGGCGUCGGACCUUUCGCGGUUCCUGCAGGCAAGAAGCGCAUCUUCACCUGGGCGAAUGAUCUGAACCCGGACAGCUAUGCAUGCAUGGCGGAUGCAGUCGAAAGGAACAAGGUUGGCCAAUUCGUCCGCGCCUUCAACGCCGACGGCCACGCGUUCAUCCGCGAUGCCACUGCCGAUCUCUACAGAUCGUCACAUAGCGUCACAGUGAAGGCGGCGCCUGGUGGCUCGCGUCGUAAGGCUGGCGGAGACAAAGUACCGGCUGCCGUGGAUCCCAAGUCGCUUGAACGGGUCCUCACUCAGCCCCGCACCUUCUCCCACUACGUCAUGAACCUUCCCGCCAACGCCAUCGACUUCCUGCCUUCCUUCAUUGGCCUUUAUGCGCGCUCACCAGUCAGCGAGGCUCUAGGAACGGCGGACCCAUCAACUCUGUUUGCUCCGCAUACUGAUGUCAAGCUUCCUAUGGUGCAUGUCUAUUGCUUCGGCACCAAGAGCGACGACAAUGUCGAGCAGGAGAUUGAUAUCUGCAAGCGGAUAUCCGAGAAGCUGGAGUUCGAAAUCACCCGCGAAACUCUAGAUGGGGAAAUCUACGAUGUGCGAGACGUAGCACCGAACAAGAGGAUGUUCUGUGCAAGUUUCCGCCUCCCAGCAGAAGUAGCUUUCCGCAAGCCUUGA